This is a messenger RNA of Drosophila arizonae, 369 nucleotides long. RefSeq names its product defective proboscis extension response 19 (gene dpr19). The record is from RefSeq and is a predicted model, not a curated record. Gene Ontology annotation, cellular component: neuron projection membrane. Gene Ontology annotation, biological process: synapse organization. Lineage: Eukaryota; Metazoa; Arthropoda; Insecta; Diptera; Drosophilidae.
CAUAUAUUGAUUAUUUGUAGGUUUCUUGGAUACGGAGAAAAGACUUCCAGUUGCUCACUGUCGGCUUAUCAACACAUAGCAGUGACAAACGAUUUUUAGUUGAGCAUACUCGUCACAUGGGCCAUUGGUCGCUGAGAAUUAAGGCCGUCAGGGAAGACGACAAGGGAUUGUAUGAAUGUCAAUUGUCGAUUUACCCUACACAAUCAAUUUUUAUUGAAUUGAAAAUAGUUGAAGCAGUUGCGGAAAUAUCCAAUACUUCUGAUAUUCUUAUUGAUGAAGCUUCCACUCUUCAGCUGCAAUGUAAGCUUAAGGGUGCUACAGAAAACCCAUCUUUCGUAUUUUGGUAAGCUUUAAUAAUAACAGUUAAAA